Oryza brachyantha (malo sina) is the source of this 1240-nucleotide messenger RNA. RefSeq names its product proteasome subunit beta type-4-like. The coding region runs from base 143 to 907 and encodes 254 amino acids. Lineage: Eukaryota; Viridiplantae; Streptophyta; Magnoliopsida; Poales; Poaceae. The record is from RefSeq and is a predicted model, not a curated record. Gene Ontology annotation, cellular component: proteasome core complex. The transcript is spliced from 7 exons.
AAGAAAGAAAAUCCAGAGCCGCCGUAACGAAGCAGACGAGGGCUCAGGCUCACCCCAGAUCGAAGCAUUGCGCGAGCCAAAAACCUAAUCCCUCGGGGAGAGAGAGAGAGAGAGAAAAUCAAAUCUUUUUGAGGAAGGAAUCAUGGCGCAACCCAUGGAUGGAUCCCACGCGAGCGGGAGCAAGGCGGCGGCGGCGGCGGCGGAAGGGCCGGGCACGCAGAGGACGCAGUAUCCUUAUGUGACUGGUACAUCAAUAAUUGCAUUGAAAUACAAGGACGGUGUCAUCAUGGCAUCUGACACUGGAGCCUCCUAUGGCUCAACUUUGCGGUACAAGAGUGUGGAGCGCAUUAAGGCUGUUGGUAAGCAUAGCCUUAUUGGAGCAAGUGGGGAGUUGAGCGAUUUCCAGGAGAUUUUGCGCUACCUGGAUGAAUUAACCUUAUCGGAUCAUAUGUGGGAUGACGGAAACUCGCUGGGCCCCAAAGAGAUCCAUAGCUACUUGACGAGAGUGAUGUACAACAGGCGCAACAAGUUUGAUCCUCUCUGGAACUCCCUUGUACUUGGUGGAGUGAAAAAGGGUCCAAAGGGUGAAGAGAAAUAUCUUGGCAUGGUCAACAUGAUUGGUACACACUUUGAGGAAAACCACAUUGCCACUGGAUUUGGGAAUCAUAUGGCAAUCCCAAUACUUCGUGCUGAAUGGCGUGAGGAUAUGACCUUUGAAGAAGCUGUUAAGCUUGUUGAGAAGUGCUUGCUUGUCUUGCUGUACCGUGACCGAUCAUCUAUUAACAAAUUCCAGAUUGCGAAGAUCACAACUGAGGGCGCAACCAUCUACCCACCAUACUCAUUGAAGACUUACUGGGGCUUCUCUGCCUUUGAAAACCCAGCCCAGGGUGCUGUAGGAUCAUGGUAGAUUUAUUUAUGCUGCAGACGCUACAUGCCAGGCCAUGAACCAAGAAUGGAGCAGACUCUGUUGCUGAGCCCUUCGUGAAACGUUUUAUGCGAACAUCAUUGAAAGUGAAACUUCAGCUUUGCUUUGUAUAAGAUUAUGAUCGUGCAUUUCUACCUUCUGUGGUCGUUAGGCCUGAAACUAUACUAAAUGUGAUGAAUGUUUGUGUUGUUUCGAUUGCUUGAGAGAACAUGCUGUGCCUGUAGACUGGUAAGAUUACACAUUUACUCAGCUUGACGACUCCGUGUAAUGUUGUUUUUCCUUCAGCAAACUAUGCCAAGUUCUUUUCAUAAACAA